UCAUUUUCUCUUUCGUACAGUAUGAGGCUAUCAUUGGCAGUCACACUGAUUUCCGUCCUUGGACUCGCCGCAGGAUUCCUAGAAGUCGCGGCGUUCUCUCGCACGACACAAUUGGUACGGUGCGAAUCUCCCCGCUCUGUCGCGGAUGCCGUUCGCAACACGCGUCUCUGCGCCGCCUUACAAUCCGGCGACGGUGUCUUGGUAAUUGGUGGCACCGGAGGAGUGGGGCAGCUCGUGACGCAAAAGCUAGCCGCGGCGGCGUACGAUGUCCGUGUAGCCUCGCGCGAUCCCGCACGUGCCGCUGCCGUUCUCGCGAACGACAAUGUCCGAGUCGUAUCGCUGGACCUCUUGUCCGCGACGCCGGCUGAUUUAGAUGCGGCUCUGCAAGGAACGGCAGCCGUGGUUAUUUCGGUUGGGACGACUGCUUUUCCAACCAUGAAAUGGCGGGGCGGAAACACCCCACAAGCAAUUGAUCAAGAAGCCGUGACGAAUAUUGCGCAAUCGGCACGAACGGUUCCGGGGUUGAAAAAGGUCGUGCUCUUGACCAGUGUGGGGGUAGACCGAACGGGAGAAAUGCCCUUUUUGAUUCUGAAUCUUUUUGGUGUCCUGGACGCCAAGAAAGCGGGUGAACAAGCCGUCGUGGACGCUGCGGUACACAGUGGGUUCGAGUACGCCAUUAUCCGGCCGGGUCGCCUCGUCGGAGGCCCGUACACCAAUCCCGAUGUGGCCAAGCUGCUACAGGUCCAAGGCGGCGCCGAAAACGGCGUGGAUGUCCAGCCGGGAGAUUCACUAUUGGGAGAUUGCAAGCGUGACGCAUGCGCGGAGGCCGUUGUCCAGUGUUUGAUCAACGAAGAAUGUCGAAACGUAGACUUCUCCAUUGCUUCCAACGAUCAACCUGCUCUCACCAACGAAGCAUGGAACCAAGCAUUCCGGUCCAUGACCCGCUAAAGGCUAUUGUACCUUAAAAAUGAAGUAG
This is a messenger RNA of Phaeodactylum tricornutum CCAP 1055/1, 976 nucleotides long. RefSeq names its product nucleoside-diphosphate-sugar epimerases-like protein. Bases 22 to 948 code for a protein of 308 amino acids. Lineage: Eukaryota; Bacillariophyta; Bacillariophyceae; Surirellales; Neidiaceae. The transcript has a single exon. The record is from RefSeq and is a predicted model, not a curated record.